Molecule: messenger RNA, 2520 nt
Organism: Macroventuria anomochaeta
Lineage: Eukaryota; Fungi; Ascomycota; Dothideomycetes; Pleosporales; Didymellaceae
Exons: 6
Coding region: 429-2231 (600 amino acids)
Biological process (GO): regulation of DNA-templated transcription
Molecular function (GO): zinc ion binding; DNA-binding transcription factor activity, RNA polymerase II-specific
Source: RefSeq, a predicted model, not a curated record
CAUCAGCACGCACCAAUUACCUCGAGAACUGCUUAAGACUUCGCUAUUCUUUCGCCUCUGCCUGUGGUGGACACUCCAGGGUUGAUUCUCAUCUGAGUAAAUUGACGCUAUCCCGUUUAAGACUCAUCCUGCGAGCAUGUGAUCUCAGAAUAUCUCUGGGAAUUGUGCAUUCCGAACUCCAGCAUCAGUUUCCAGGUGACCAGCCUUGUACGCUUUGACUCUCGAGCUAAGCUGUGUCUGCCGCUGCCAGGGUCCUGUCCGUAAGCCACGACGGGAUUGGCAAUCGUGCCUGGAUCCACAAGCCUGGAGCGUCUCAGUGCAUCAAGUCCACAUAUCGCAAGCUCAUUAAUACCACCAGCGUGUCUUUUUGUUCUUAGUUUUCACUUUUUAGCCAAGUCUCUGUUCUCGUUGUGUCUUUGGGCGGCAAUAUGGUGGGAGUGCCCAAGUCUACGGGAUGUGUUAUAUGUAGACGAAGGAAGAUCAAGUGCGACGAAACAUGGCCGACAUGCCUCAACUGUCAGAAGAACAGCAAAUGCUGUCCAGGCCCUCCUGCACGACAUACCUUCAAGGACCUUGGGCCUAGUCUUAUCACAGGUGCAAACACUCUGCCGACCACCAAAAGCCAGUUGGUCGUACCAGACUCAAACCUGAGAUAUCUUACUCAGGUACAUAAGAAGGUGAAUUUUGGUGGGAGCGUUGUGCACAAGUUCAGGAUAUCAGGUAGGGACACUUCUCACCAGAGAAAGCCUAUAAUUCGAUCAGCUUCGACAAGCACAGCAAGCUUGAGUCCACCUCAUCCGCCUUUCCUUCGACAGCCAUCUCCGUCGCAACACCACGAGCUGUCUCGUGCCUUGGUCGCCACGAUUAGUGCGGGCAGCGUAGGCCUUCAGAUGUCUGUGUUCGGGCCAUUCAUCCAAGAGGUGCCUGCUAGGAUAGGUCACAACCCAGCUCUUGACGCAGCAGUGGCCGUGCUCAUCAACGCUCACACGUCUCUCAUGUACAAGAAAACGUUGAACGACAUCGUCAGCAUCAAUCUGUAUCUACGAGCGAUCAAGAUGCUGCAAAGUUGUCUGGAAGACGCUCAGGAGGGUAUGUCCACGAACACGCUUUGCGCUUCAGUACUCCUCGGACUUGUAGAAGCAUUGGCAGGUCCGCGAAAGGGCAAUCGUUACUUAGCUCACGUUGGCGGAGCUGGGCGACUGAUGGAGCUACAAGGGCCUGGGCAUUUUCAUGAUCCUUUCGCGAAAGACAUACUACGGUUUAAUAGAGGUGGGAUCAUUGUAGCUGCUUGUUACGAGCGGGAGCCGUGCUUUCUUGCCGCACCGGCAUGGCGAGAUAUCGCCUUCGAUAGUAGUGGACUCAGCUUCGACGAGCGACUGCACACCGACCUCCUUCGAGCCUUUGCGCAACUGCCGGAUAUACUGAAAGACCUGAAGGAUCUAAACACAUAUCGGGCACCGUUCGCAGACACAGGCAGUAAUAGGCGCAACGACUCCUGUAUAGAUCCCAAUCUCGACCUCGAUCUCAAUAUCGAUUUCAGUCACAGCCCACCUGGCACCUGUCCUUCACUUGACUACUCGGUCGAUAGUUUCGACAACGCCGACUUUUCUUCGGAGCUACGCAACGAGGGAAUGCCCGAUGGUGGAAUGCCCUUUGCUUACAUAUCCGCCCGUGAGGAUGUACUUUGCAAGGUUCAGAAACUCAGAGACUCAUUCUGCGCACUGGGCGUCAACAUGAACGCCAAGUUCAACAACGGCACAACAGUGGUUGAGCUACCCAGCAUGGAAGAGGGCAGCCCUAUCGCAACUGCUUAUCACUUCAGCAGCUGGCGCGACAACGUGGGAUACAACAGCUUCUGGGCUCUUUGCAUCAUGGUGAAUGAGUACCUGAUAAAGCUUCUUCCACAAUCCGAUCCCAUCAUCAGCAUACUAGAGUCAGAGAAUCGGUCCCUAGCGCUUGAAAUCUGCAAGACGUGGGAAGAAGCGUGGUCAACGAAGCCGAUCGGUGCACUACAUACAUCGUUCAGUUUCGUUAUGGCUUAUGAGUAUGUUGCCCCGGAUAUCCAGGAAUGGAUCAUCAGGGGCAUAAACGCACUGCUGGACUACCAACACGUGGACGCUGCGGCCUUUCGAUGGACAGAUGAUGUGGUCAGAAUGAUGAGCGGGAGGCUCACUGGCGACAGCCAGGACACAAUCUUCUCGAAUGUGAGUGCUACGAAAGAAGCGCGGUAGCCACGCUCACGACACUUUAGACCCUGGUUGGGUGUUGACGAUUUUCUUAGUUGGAUGCGGAUGAGAAACAGGCAGAUGAACACGCAGCACCCAGUACGCUAAAGAGGCCGUGGGACAUUACCAUUUCUUCGACAUCGUGGAGUGCGGCCUACGAUGAGAACGUCCUUUUGAUGUCUAUCACAAGAGACUUCACUUGUGCAUAUACCACCGUCUGGCAGCCGCCGACAGAAGAUUACUUCAUGCAAGAUAUCCCGUUAUAGACUGUAACGACUUGAUGUUCAUACUAUUG